Messenger RNA from Herpailurus yagouaroundi (jaguarundi), 1107 nucleotides. Its product is annotated as vomeronasal type-1 receptor 1. Lineage: Eukaryota; Metazoa; Chordata; Mammalia; Carnivora; Felidae. The transcript has a single exon. The record is from RefSeq and is a predicted model, not a curated record. Gene Ontology annotation, molecular function: pheromone receptor activity. Gene Ontology annotation, cellular component: membrane. Gene Ontology annotation, biological process: G protein-coupled receptor signaling pathway. The coding region runs from base 81 to 998 and encodes 305 amino acids.
UUGGUGGUAAAUAUUUCUUUUUGUUUGUCAAACUGCAUUCCUCUGGCUGCAACUAAAACCAAUGUUCCAUAGAUGACGUGAUGGCUUCUGUCAAGUGGCAAAUCGGGAUUACCUUAGUCACUCAGCUGGGAGUGGGAAUCCUUGGAAACUUCUCCCUUCUUUGUCUUUAUAACUUCACUCUGCUCACUGGACACAAGGUGAGACCCACAGACGUGAUUCUCAAUCAACUGGUCUUAGCCAACUCCUUGGUGCUUUCCUCCAGAGGGAUCCCUCAUAUAACAGCAGCUUUUGGAGCAACAUAUUUCCUGAAUGAGGCUGGAUGUAAGUUUUUCUUCUACUUCCACAGAGUAGCCAGGGGGGUCUGCCUCACUACCACCUCCCUCCUCAGUGUCUUCCAAGCCGUUAGGCUUCGCCUCAAUGUCUCUAGUUCGAUGGAACUCAGAAGGAGAUCCUCAAAGUGCAUUUACUUGUGCUGUUGCCUUUGCUGGAUCCUGCAUCUCUUGGUAAGCAUCUUUGUUCCUAUUAAAAUGGCUGGUCCAACGCACAGUAAAAACCUUAGUGUGAAGAUAAAUUAUGGAUACUGCUACCCAUUAAAUCCGGACCGAUUUUUAAAGUUUAUAGUGACAGCCCUAUUUUCUACAAUUGACCUCGCAUGUUUGGCCUUCAUGGUCUGGGCUAGUGGCUCCAUGGUUAUUUUCCUACACAGGCACAGGCAACAGGUCCAAUAUAUUCACAGCAACAGCCAUUCUCCUAGACCUUCUCCCGAGGCCAGAGCUACGUACACCAUUUUGAUCCUUGUGAGCUGCUUUCUCUCUUUUUACUCACUGUCUUCUCUUUUGUCUGUUUGGAUGAUUCUAUUUGUUAUUCCAGAACAGUGGCUGGUGGAUGCCUCUAUAUUUUUGUCUUUAUGUUUCUCAACAUUCAGUCCCUUUGUGCUCAUUUUCAGUGAUACUCGUGUCACUGGUAAACUGCAAAACCGGUUUUGUUUUACUGGCUAGGCGAGGUAAACAGCUUUUGCUAAUUUGGCUGAGACCAUAAGACUCUGUUCUCUACGGGAAAUUCAAUCAUUCUUUCCAUCAUCUGCUAAUACUUAGGGAUCAAUAAUUU